AUGGCGACCCAGCCGCAGAACGAUAUACAGCCUGGCAUCCAGCCGUAUGGCAUAGAGCCAGUCCAGUCCCCCCCGCCAACGUACCGCGAGAAGCACGACCAGCCGCAGCCCAGCAGCGUCGAACGCCAGGUGGUCCACGAGCAGCCCAGCAUCGAGCCAAAUCGGAUCUCCUACGUCGCCGGGCCGAAGUAUUCUCUCCCACUGAACGAGUUGGGCGAGACAUCGGAAUGGGUGGAUUGCCCCUACUGCAUGAAGAGAACACAGACGGAGGUUAGGAAGGAGCACUCGUCUAUGACAUUGUAG
Messenger RNA from Recurvomyces mirabilis, 303 nucleotides. RefSeq lists its product as uncharacterized. Bases 1 to 303 code for a protein of 100 amino acids. The record is from RefSeq and is a predicted model, not a curated record. The transcript has a single exon. Lineage: Eukaryota; Fungi; Ascomycota; Dothideomycetes; Mycosphaerellales; Teratosphaeriaceae.